Messenger RNA from Drosophila mojavensis, 697 nucleotides. RefSeq lists its product as uncharacterized. Bases 308 to 580 code for a protein of 90 amino acids. Lineage: Eukaryota; Metazoa; Arthropoda; Insecta; Diptera; Drosophilidae. The transcript has a single exon. The record is from RefSeq and is a predicted model, not a curated record.
UUUGAGAGCAAACAAAAGGCCCUCAAUUUGGGCUGCAGCUCAAACAGUCGUUGAGCGUUUCAUAACGAGCGCGGAAUAAAUAUUUAAGUUUGAAUAGAACUUCUUAAACUGGCGUGGCGUGGCGUGGCAAACAUUUGUGCAAACAGCAGCAAACAGACUGUUGUAAUAGCUGCACCAGAUAUUUGACUCUUCCCGUGCGAUCCGUAUAAAAGAUGCGCAUUGGGGCAGUGGAAGACACAGUUCAAUUGCAGCAACAAUUUGGUGAACAACCAGGGAAAGCUCGAUAACAGACAGACAGACAGACAUAAUGAAGUUCUCUUUGGUUCUAUUGGUGGUCUGCGCGUUAGCUGCAUCGGUGCAGGCGCAAACCACGGCCGUCGAUUACGUCUACAAAGAACAGGGCACCGGUGAAUUCAGUCCCUCCAGCUACGACUACUCCAGCUACUACUAUCCAUCGUAUCCAUCGUAUCCAUCGUAUCAAUCCUCCUAUCCGUCCUCUUACUACUACUACGAAGAUGAUGUGACAACCCCCAAGCCAUUCAAGCACCAAUUCCUGUCCAUGCUCUUCAAGAAAGGAUAAGCUGGGUAUGCUGUGAGAAUCCAGCUCGAUAACGACGUCGUCCUCAACCAAAUACUGUUAACGUUAAAAUGUGAAAAUACAAUUAAACUUAAUUUAUAAACAAAAACAAAACCAAAA